UCCAAGAUGGCGGAGAUCGGAGAUGAAUUUAUGAUUGGUGGCAGGAAAUUAGCGCAGCUAAAAAACGAUGAACUCAAGCAGGAACUGGAAAAAAGAGGCCUGAAGAAGAGUGGGAAUAAGGCAGUUCUCGUUGAGAGACUUAGCGAGUAUCUCUUUAAGGAGCUCUAUGAAAAACCCCAACAACAUCCUGUUCCACAAACUUCAGUUCAACAAACAAUUCAACAGCAGCACACUGCAUUCCAAGAACAACCUUUGACAGUGCAGCAGACUAUCCAAUCCCAAACCAUACAGCAACAGUCACCAUCCUAUCAAAAUCAACCAUUCCAGCAAUUUCCUGGUCAACAUCAAGGUGUACCAUAUCAGCAACUAGGACAGCCACAAGGAGCCCAAAUACUCUCACCACAAAGGACCCAACAACCGGUGGCAUUCUUCCAGCAGUCUCCACAACGAGAACAACAACAGGGCUUUCAGUCACCACCACAUAAAGAGCCUGCAUUUCUCCCACACUCACCACAAAACCAACCAGUAUUUCACCCACAAGUACCUAGUCAAACUUCUGCUUUACAUCAUUCAAACAUUAACCAACAACAACAGAUGCAACAUCAGCAAAAUGUGCUUCAAGAUCAAUUUUAUCACCAAGUAAAUCAACAACCUCCGCAGCAACGACACUUUCAACAAGGACAGCAAGAUCCAAUAUUGCAGUUUAUGGAACAAUAUCAACACCAACAGCAGCAGCCACGGCAGGUCCAACAACGAGUGUUUGAUCCCCAGCAACUGAAUCAGAACAUGGUGCAACAGCAGGGUGUACCACCACAGGUAGCCCAGGAGAUGACAAAGCAGGAAGCUGUACCUCCAUUUGAGGCCCAAGGGCUACAACAGGAAUCAGCCAUGCCAGAAGGCACAGAGUCCAAUUCUUUUAGGGAGCAAUCUCCAGGUGGAGAAUCUUCUUCAUCUUCAACCAUUAUUGAGGAAGAUGAACAAAGUUUCCCGCCUCAACCACCCAAACAGGAGCAGGCACCAAUGGAAGAAGAGCCAGAUAAUUCAGAAAGUACUAGCUCCAGUCAGCCAUCACCAGCUGAAGUAGAAAAGAGUGAGGAACCCUCACCUGCCCUUCAAUAUACCAAGGAGGAUGAAUCAUCAUCUGGGGGUACAUCACCAGCUGAGGUAGAGAAGAGUGAGGAACCCUCACCUGCCCUUCAUGAUACCAAGGAAGAUGAAUCAUCAUCUGGGGGGACAUCACCUACUGAUAGGAGUCAGGAACCAUCCCCUGCACCAGAACUAAGUGCUUUAAACCAAGAGGCCCAGGAAGAACAACAAGAAACAGUUGAGGUUAAAGAAAAUUUGGACAAGGAGAAGUCAGAGGCCAAUAGUGAUGCUGAAAAUAUGGAACAAAGUCCUAAGGAAGAUGACAAACCUGAGGAAAUAGGUGGAAAAAGAUUGACAAAAGUUGAAGAAAUGGUUGAUGAAAAUUCGAAGGAAGCUGGCCAAGCUGAAGGAAAGGAUGGUCAAAGUUUGAGAGAAUCAAGUCAGGCUGAUUCAGAAGAGAAAACUGAUCAAAGUCCAUCUGGAUCAGGAGGUUUAGAAGAAGGUGAGGUGGAUGCUAGCAGCAAUGAAGACAGUAAGGAAAUCCAAGAAGAAUCUGUGGUAUCAAGUAGUGAGCCUGGAUUUGUUAUUGAACCAACUGAGGAAGAGAAAGCUGUUGCUGAAGAACCAAAGCCAGUGGAAAAAAAGCCAAGGACUCCUAUCAUUACAAAGAAAAGAAGGAUUUCCAUUCCUUCUUCAGGAUCCCAACCAGGCACUCCACCAGCUGAAGGCACAAGGAAAAGAAGAUGGGGCUCAGCCUCCAAGACUUCAAAACCAAUCAGUACAGAAUCACUUAAAGAUCUCAUCCCUGGUGUACAAGUUCAUUCCACUCCUGCUCUGGAAGCUGUGAUGGACUUUGGUAAUGAGGACCAGGAUGAUGGCGAUGAGAGAGAGGCAGGUGAGGUGGUUGAUGACGAUGAUGAUGAAAUGAACAAGGAGAACAGGGAAAAGGACAGUGAUGAACAGGAGACAGAAAAAAUAGAACCAGAACCAAAGAAAAGAAAAGAACGUAUUGUAAAGGUAGAAGAAGGGAGAAAAAAGAUCAAAAUCAAUCGACAAAGUCUUGAUCCGGAGGCAAACAAAAAGGAGGUCGAAGGAGCUCAACCUUCAUUGUCCAACACAGAUCAUAAGUUUCCAGCUAUUCCUAUAUUAAGUCAGUCACCCCUACCGGCAGAGCACUCACCCUCCCCUGCUAGAAACGCAGAGAGUGUGAACGUCCAUGUGAAGAACCUGGUUAGGCCGUUUACUGAGAGACAGCUUAAGGAACUACUUGGAAAAACAGGAACACUGAAGGAAGGUGGAUUCUGGAUUGACAAGAUCAAAUCACAUUGCUAUGCAAUUUACACAGACGUAGAAGGUGCAGUAGCCACAAGAGCAGCCUUACAUGGUGUCAAGUGGCCACAGACAAGUCCCAAAAUACUUAGUGUUGAAUUUGAAGAUGAUGAGCAGAUGGCUACUGAUACUAAUGGAGUUCUGGGAAAGAAAAGAAAGGAAGUUGAACAGCCUGUAAAAGAAGAUACCAAAGUAGAGAAGGAACCAGUAAAAGAGGAAGAAGUAGAAGAAAAGCCAGUUGAAGAAGACAACAGCCCUGCCGAUUUAUUAGAUAACCUCUUCCGAAAAACGAAGACGACUCCUUGUCUUUACUGGUUACCCCUGACGACAGAACAGAUUUUGAAACGCGACUACGAAAGAGAAGAGAAACGAAAGCGAAGGGAAGAAGAGAGGAAAAAAGAUGACGAAGAUAGAGAAAAAAGACAAAAAGAACGGGAAGAGCAGAGGGAGCGUGAACGUGAAAGAGAACGGGGACAACAAACGAGAAAUCGUGUUCGUGAUCGUUCCCCAGAUCGAGACAGGUCACGUGAAAACCGCGGAGGACGAAUGAGGUCCAAAUCUCCCGACAGACGUAGAUUCUCUCGAAGUCGUAGUCGAAGUAACCGACGAAGAUGAAAGCUUUUAUUACGUUUUGUUCAUUUUUAAUGUCUAAUACUUUCCACCCUUUUCUCUGCUACGCGGUAAUCGAGCAAUUGUUGUCUCGAUCAGAGCGUAACAAGCAAAACAGUGGUAACAUAUGAGGCAUAAUCAGUUCUCUGAAAAUGACACAAACCACUCACUACUUUAACGAAUGUACAUGCAUACUCAAUCUAUGUUAUAUUACUAGUAUGCGCCUUGUAUAUUACUAGUAUCCUUUAGAUAUAUUGUUUUACAUGGGUGGGGUGUAUGUUCUACUUAAAACUCAUAACAUUUUCUGUACUACCCUCGUGAAAAAGUGCGACGCUGAGAUAACAGCUAUUCUGAUACACAGAAGAACUGUUUUUAAGUUGUUAAAUUUAGAUGCCUUUCUAAGAAGAGAUUAGGGAGAACAAAUAUGAAAGGAGUGGGUUUUCUUUUAUUCAGUUUUCUCUCUCUCUCAAUUUUCCUAUCCCACCGCAAACCUUGCUCCACUGUGUUCACUUUACCAACACACGGGGAACAUUAGCUAUAAACUAUUUUAUUACCGUGUAUAAAUGCAGCACGAUAAUGUGACAAACCUCCCUCCAUGAUUUCUUUAUUUAUCCUUGUACUGCGAGAUCCUUAAUUCUUAGGAACCAGCUCAAUUAUAAUUUAGUGUAUAAACCAUCUGGAAAAAAAGGGUCCCUUAUUUUUACAUAAAUCAAACUUUAAUUUUAUAGUACUGAUAAGUUUGCUCCGUUACUAAUGUUACCAUGAGAAGAUUAAACGUGUGUUUUCAAAAUGGUCGGUGCAUUAAAGGGGCAUUAAAGUCUAGCAUCGCAAAUUAUUAAUAAAACCACUUUGCCAAUAAAACUUAUGUUGCUGGGUAA
This is a messenger RNA of Actinia tenebrosa (Australian red waratah sea anemone), 3902 nucleotides long. RefSeq lists its product as uncharacterized. Gene Ontology annotation, molecular function: RNA binding. NCBI's taxonomy places the organism in Eukaryota, Metazoa, Cnidaria, Anthozoa, Actiniaria, Actiniidae. The record is from RefSeq and is a predicted model, not a curated record. Gene Ontology annotation, biological process: RNA splicing. Gene Ontology annotation, cellular component: precatalytic spliceosome; ASAP complex.